Messenger RNA from Plasmodium gaboni, 459 nucleotides. RefSeq lists its product as hypothetical. The record is from RefSeq and is a predicted model, not a curated record. The annotation marks the transcript as partial. The transcript has 4 exons. Lineage: Eukaryota; Apicomplexa; Aconoidasida; Haemosporida; Plasmodiidae.
GAAACUUUUGCUUUAAAGCAUGUCAAGUUUUGUAAUAAAUUAAUUACUUUAAUUAUAUGUCUUACUAUAACAAAUUGUAUUUUGCUGGUUGCACCCGCUUUUUUUUUUAAUUCUUAUGAGGAUUUUUUUUUUUUUUUUUUUUUUUUUUUUUUUUUUUUUUUUUUUAUUAUUGUAAUAUUUUUAAAAAGAGAUAAAACAAUUCUGAAAUGUGUUUGUGAAUUGGAGCUUUUACCUUGGGAUGAAAAACGAAAAUUACCAGUUCAUUAUGCCGAAUUCAAUGAUACAUUGAUUAGUCCUAACGAAAUAACAAAUUAUCUUCAGGGAUUAUUUCAGCAAGAAAACAUUAACGAGGAACAACUUAAAAACUUUUUUGGAACAGAUAAUUAUGAACAAAUAUAUUAUGUCAUUUUGAAUAAUUUAAAAAAUCAAAAACAAAUGAUGAAUACUACACCUAUGUAA